Dentiscutata erythropus is the source of this 526-nucleotide messenger RNA. NCBI's taxonomy places the organism in Eukaryota, Fungi, Glomeromycota, Glomeromycetes, Diversisporales, Gigasporaceae. The record is from the annotation of a GenBank genome assembly.
AUCUGUCCAAUUUUUUGUUGGUACUACUAAAGAAAGCAGAGAAGCAGUAUCUGCUAGCGGUCCAAACAAUGAUAUCAUUUUCUUAGUUGGUGGGGUAUUUGAGAAUUCUAGUUAUGGUAUUCCUUUAGUUUACAUAUUUGAUACUGUAAAAAAUAUGUGGAAUACCCCUACUAUUCAAGGGAUACAGCCACCCAGACGCCAAAAUUAUUAUUCAGUCAUCGAUAUCACAGGUAAAAUGUACAUUUUCGGUGGAUUAUAUAAUGUUGAGACAGGAAAUUCAACUUCUGGCUAUGAAAAUAGAAUGGAUAUUUUAGACACUAUUAAAUUAACUUGGUCACAAGGGUCUCAACGCCAAGCUCCCACAUCGAGAGAUGGAUAUUCUGCUACCUUAUUACUAUAUAGUAUUAUUGCAUAUAUAGACAGAUUCGACAGUAUUACUGGUAGUGCUAUGAGCUUAAAUGAGAUUACCGUUGGAACCAUUCCUGAUGAACAUGGGUUUCAUUCAGCAGUGCUUGGUAAAGCUUAA